Messenger RNA from Sciurus carolinensis (gray squirrel), 2541 nucleotides. RefSeq names its product paralemmin (gene Palm). The record is from RefSeq and is a predicted model, not a curated record. Bases 166 to 1326 code for a protein of 386 amino acids. Gene Ontology annotation, biological process: positive regulation of filopodium assembly; negative regulation of adenylate cyclase activity; regulation of cell shape. The transcript is spliced from 9 exons. NCBI's taxonomy places the organism in Eukaryota, Metazoa, Chordata, Mammalia, Rodentia, Sciuridae. Gene Ontology annotation, cellular component: membrane.
GCGGCGCGCGCACGAGCCCACCCGGCCGCGCCCGGACAAUACCCGCCGCGCGCGGCGAUGCCCGCGCCGGUGCCGCCCCCGCGCCGCGCAGCCCCGGCCGCCAGGCCCUAGCCGCCCGCCAGCGCCGUCCCUGCCGCGGCACCGCGGACCCGACCUCGCGCGGAGAUGGAGGUCCUCGAGGCAGACCGCUCGUCCCAGCAGGAGCGGAUCCAGGCUAUCGCAGAGAAGCGGAAGAGGCAGGCGGAGAUCGAGGGCAAGCGCAGGCAGCUGGAGGAGGACCGGAGGCAGCUGCAGCACCUCAAGUCCAAGGCCCUGCGGGAACGCUGGCUGCUGGAGGGCACGCCGUCCUCAGCCUCCCAAGGGGAGGACAUGAGGAGGCAGAUGCAGGAGGAGGAGCAGAAGGUCCGGCUCCUGGAGGGCUCCAUCUCCAGGCUGGAGAAGGAAAUCGACGUGCUGGAGAACGGGGAAUCGGCCCCCGCCACUUCAGGGGAGAACAAGGCGGCUCCCGGUCCAGCCCGGGCCCUGGCCCCAAGCCCAGCCAAGGAGGAGCCCCAACCAGAGGUGGUGUGUGACUCACAGCAGACCCCGCCGGGCACGCCCACAGCAGAGAAGCAAGUCUCCAACACUCCUGUGCGGACGGUCAGAGGCUCGCCCAUGAUGAAGGCAGCCACGUACUCAGUUGAGAUCACAGUGGAGAAGGACAAGGUGACAGGGCAGACCAGGGUGCUGUCCAGCACCACACUGCUCCCCCGGGAGCCACCUCCUCGGGGCAUCAAGGUCUACGAGGACGAGACGAAAGUUGUCCACGCCCUGGACGGCACAGCCGAGGACGGCAUCCACCCACUGAGCUCCUCCGAGGUGGACGAGCUCAUCCACAAAGCAGACGAGGCUGCUCUGAGCGAGGUGGGGUCCACCACGGGGGCAGCGGAGACCCGGGGGCCCGUGGAGGCCGCCCAGACCACACCCUCCCGGCGGGAGAUCCCAGGCGUGCAGGCGCAGCCGGGAGAAGCCACGGCGGGCCCGCCGGGCAUCCAGCCCGGCCAGGAGCCCCCGGUCACCAUGAUCUUCAUGGGCUACCAGGACGUGGAGGAUGAGGCUGAGACCAAGAAGGUGCUGGGGCUGCAGGACGCCAUCACGGCCGAGCUGGUGGUCAUCGAGGACGCCGCAGAGGCCAAGGAGCCUGCGCCCCCCAACGGCAGCGCCAAGGAGCCGCCCGGCCCGGCGGUCUCCAGGGAGGAGGACCAGGUGGGGCCCCAGGCGGCCACCAGCGACCCCCAGGACCUGGAGGUGAAGAAGCAGCGCUGCAAGUGCUGCUCCAUCAUGUGAGCCAGCCCGGCCCCCAGACCCCGGCCCCCACUCCACACCAGAUCCCGCCAGCCCGGCCCCUCCCGGCGCCUGCCCACCCGCACCCAGACCUCUCGGCCCUGGACACGCGAGUUGCUUCACGUCCCUUGAGUUUCCUUUCACUGGAAAGAGGGACGGGGCCCCACCUGGCAGCACACCCCGCACCAGCUGGACCCCGAGCCGGGCUCUGGUGGGAGAGAGACGGGCUGGCCUGCUUUUCCCGAGCAAGGACCCCCAUGCCGCAGCCGCUGCAGGGGUGCGGCUCCCACCCACCAGGCCGUGGCUGGUGCGCCCGCGGCCUCGGCCAGCCUGCCCGUGCCUUCCUGCCACUCCACGUCUCUGAGGGGCCUGGGGUCCGCGAGUGGGGCUCUGGCUUCCCUGCCAAAGGCGCUGGCCUCCGACCGUGGGCAGUUGGGGUGAGUCCACGCUUCUUCAGGGGCUUGAGGUCUUAGAAUGGAGCAUGGGCUCCUCUGGACGCCCCCAGCCUGGCCGGCACCCCACCAGGCCCAGCCAGUGGGCAGCGGCACCUGGGGAGGCGGUGGGGGACGUGGCCCCCUCGGGUCUGUGACCUCUGGGCUGUCUUCUCAGCAGGGCAGGCGGGGCCAGAGCUGCCCCUUCCCCCACUGGGACCUCCUUCCUCCUGGUGCUAAUUCGGGGACCCCCGGGGCCACGCUGGGCCUCCUGUCCGGCCUGCUUGGACCAGGGUCCUGGGUUCCCGCGACCGUACCCCAGAGGUCCGCCCACCUGCCAGCUCUGCUGGGCUUGGGGCGUUUCUGGGCAGGGAGGUCCCCUGGCUGGAGAGGAGACCCGCCCCGUGCCGCCAGCCCAACGGGAGCCCAAUGCACCUCGGCACUCUCACGGACGCCCGCUCCUCGCCUGCUGGCUUUGACGGCCAGGCCCACCUGGCCCCUCCUGGGGCCUCCAGCCCAGGGCCCAGAACUCCAGCCUCCUCCUGGUCCAGCAGCCGGCUGCCUCAGGGCGGCGGCAGGGGCCAUGCUGGCUGGGAGCCUGGGCCCUGGCUUCAGUUAGCCCCUCCAGCGGCGGGAGGGGUCCUCUCAGGGGGCCAGGCCAGUGGCCACGGGACCCCCUCCUGCUCCCUCAGUCUGCUCAAGUGCCCUUGCUGCCCCUCUGCUUUGAUGUGUGAUGAGGCCCUGAUGUUCGUGACUUUCCCAGAGAAGCAAAUAAACAGCGUGACCA